Molecule: messenger RNA, 1950 nt
Organism: Fragaria vesca subsp. vesca
Lineage: Eukaryota; Viridiplantae; Streptophyta; Magnoliopsida; Rosales; Rosaceae
Product: probable L-type lectin-domain containing receptor kinase S.7-like
Exons: 1
Biological process (GO): protein phosphorylation
Cellular component (GO): plasma membrane
Molecular function (GO): ATP binding; carbohydrate binding; protein kinase activity
Source: RefSeq, a predicted model, not a curated record
CACCACUCCGCCGCCGCCGAGAAUCUCGCCUUCGACUUCCCCUCCUUCAACUUCCGCAACCUCACCUUCCUCGGCGACUCCCACAUCCGCAACGGCGUCGUCGGCCUCACCCGCGACCUCCCCGUCCCCACCUCCUCCGCCGGCGCCGUCCUCUACUCCUCCCCCGUCCGCUUCUUCGACCCCGACUCCAACAUCACCGCCUCCUUCUCCUCCCGCUUCACCUUCCUCUUCUCCAACCUCAACCCCUCCUCCCCAUCCGGCGACGGCAUGUCGUUCUUCCUCUCCCCCAACAACCACUCCCUCGGCUCUCCCGGCGCCUUUCUCGCCCUCCCCAACGACACAUCGUUCUUCAUCGCCGUGGAAUUCGACUCCAAGCGGGACCCGCGCUUCGACGACCCCAACGACAACCACGUCGGCCUCGACAUCUCCUCCCUCGUCUCCCUCAAGACCGCCGACCCCAUUGACCAAGACGUUGACCUCAAGUCCGGCGCCGCCGUCACCGCCUGGGUCGACUACAAGAACGACCAAGAAACCCUCAAGGUCUACCUCAGCUACUCCUCCGCCGUCAAACCCGAGAAUCCGAUCCUCGACGUCGGCAUCGAUCUUUCCGGCUACCUGAGAGAGACCAUGUACGUCGGCUUCUCUGCUUCCACCGAAGGCUCCACAGAGCUUCACCAGCUCAUGUCAUGGAGCUUCAAGACUUCUGGGUUCGUCCCCAAACGACCCACAUUGCACCCCCACAACGUUUCCGACACUUACGUCAUUGUCAGCCCCCGGAUGCCGGCGCCGGAGUCCGGUUCCGGCCGCCGGAGAAUGGGGCUGGGGCUUGGUAUUGGGAUGCCGGCGGUGUUCUGCGUUGCGCUGGCGGUUUUCGGGGUUUUGAGUGUGAGGAAAUGGAGGGAGGUGAGGAGGGAGAAGAGUUUUAAGGCGGAGGUGGUGGCGGGGCCGAGGCAGUUUAGCUAUAGAGAGCUGAAGGCAGCUACUGGGGGGUUUCAUCCGAGUAGGGUGAUCGGACACGGCGCGUUUGGGACGGUUUACAAGGCGUUUUUUGUGUCGUCGGGGACUAUUGCGGCGGUGAAGAGGUCCAGGCAUUGUCAUGAGGGGAGGAGUGAGUUUCUUGCGGAGCUGUCGAUUAUCGCUUGCUUGCGGCACAAGAAUUUGGUGCAUUUGCAAGGGUGGUGUGUCGAGAAGGGGGAGCUGCUGCUUGUGUAUGAUUUCAUGGCGAAUGGGAGUCUUGAGAGGGUGUUGUAUCAGGACAGUGAGCUUUGUCAGGCUAAUUUGUUGGAUUGGAAUCAUAGGAGGAAUGUGGCGAUUGGUUUGGCGUCUGUUUUGACAUAUAUGCAUCAGGAGUGUGAGCAGCAGGUGAUUCAUAGGGAUAUCAAGACUGGUAAUGUGUUGCUGGAUGGGAAUUUCAAUGCAAAGCUUGGUGAUUUUGGACUGGCAAAGCUUAUGGAUCAUGAUAAGAGCCCUGUUUCGACACUGACUGCUGGGACAAUGGGGUACCUUGCGCCUGAGUAUCUUCAGUAUGGGAAGGCGACUGAGAAGACUGAUGCUUUCAGCUAUGGUGUGGUGAUACUGGAAUUGGCUUGUGGGAGGAGGCCAAUUGAGAGAGUACCGGAUUGUCACAAGAUGGUGAAUUUGGUUGAUUGGGUUUGGGGGCUGCAUUCUGAAGGGAGGAUUAUUGAUGCAGCUGAUCAGAGGCUGGCCGGGGAGUUUGAUGUGGAUGAAAUGCGGAAGCUGUUGCUUGUCGGUUUGAGUUGUGCUAACCCGGAUAGCUCCAAGAGGCCUACAAUGAGGAAAGUUCUACAGAUCUUGAGCAAUGAGGCAGAACCUCCAGCUGUGCCGAGGGUUAAGCCGAGUCUCAGUUUCUCUUGUGGCGUGUCUCUGUCUGUUGAUGACAUCGUUUCAGACUGUGAUGAAGGCUCAAUGUGUGAGAUUGUUGUCAACUGA